Messenger RNA from Aspergillus tanneri, 690 nucleotides. Its product is annotated as enoyl-CoA hydratase/isomerase family protein. The transcript has 2 exons. Lineage: Eukaryota; Fungi; Ascomycota; Eurotiomycetes; Eurotiales; Aspergillaceae. Gene Ontology annotation, cellular component: mitochondrion. Gene Ontology annotation, biological process: fatty acid beta-oxidation. The record is from RefSeq and is a predicted model, not a curated record. Gene Ontology annotation, molecular function: enoyl-CoA hydratase activity. The coding region runs from base 1 to 690 and encodes 229 amino acids.
AUGCUGACCAGACCGCGCGAUCUCAACUGCAUCAAUUCCACCGGCCAUGAAGAGCUGCACUCGAUCUGGGGAUGGAUGGAUGAUGAACCCGAAUGGAACACCCAAACCCAAUCCACCACCCCAUCCAAACGACCCAUUCUGCCCCCCAGUGGAUUCGGCGGCUUAUCACGCCGUGGGGGCAAAAAGCCGAUUAUCUGCGCCGUGAACGGGCUCUGUCUCGGGGGUGGAUGCGAGAUGGCAGUGAACGCCGACAUGGUGAUAGCGAGCCGGAAGGCGUUUUUUGGAUUCCCCGAGGUGCAGCGUGGGGUUGUUGCGAUCGCGGGGGCGUUACCACGGGUGGUGCGUACCGUGGGACGACAGCGAGCGAUGGAGAUGGUGUUGACGGGACGGCGGGUGUCGGUGGAGGAGGCAGAGAAAUGGGGGUUAGUGAAUGAAGUGGUCGAGAAGGAGGAGCAGCUGCUGGCGAGGGCUAUUGAGGUCGCGGGAUUAAUUGCGGCGAAUAGUCCGGAUGCGGUGAUUGUGAGUCGUGAAGGGGUGAAGUUGGGAUGGGAGGGAGUGGGUGCCGAGGAAGGAAGUCGGUUACUGGUCGAGGGCUGGUCGAAGAGGCUGAAUGAGGGCGUGAAUAUCAAGGAGGGAUUGCUCGCUUUCGUCGAGAAGAGAAACCCCGCAUGGGUGGAUAGUAAGUUGUGA